CAAAGAAUGAACGAGUAAAAGGAAAGUAUAAAAGCAAUUGAAUUAUCAGGAAUAAACACGAGAGAUAAUUUGGAAAAAGUAAGAAAAAGGAAAGGAAAAGAAAGAAGGAAGAACAGCAAAGGAAAUUGUCUGGAACUUUCCACCACGCAGAAAAGGAAUCUCCAAAUAACUCACAAUCUCCGUUCCCAUUAUAAUCGGUUUGGAGAUUCUUUUGUUUUCCUUCAAAGCCAGCGUUUCGAUUCCUCUCCUUUCUUCCGUUGUGUCUCUCUUUCGGAACAAAUUAUAUUCGGUUCGAUCUGCUAUUUUGUCGAUUGUCUGCUGAUCGUUUGAAUCAUCGCAAACAGAUUUAUAGAUAUUGAGUUGUUGAAUUGAGAUCCGGAAAGAAUGGCGGAAGAACAUAGAUGCCAAGCGCCGAAGCUUUGCGUUAACAACUGCGGAUUCUUCGGGAGUCCUGCGACGCAAGAUCUCUGCUCAAAGUGCUACCGAGAUCUGCAGUUGAAGGAACAGCAAUCCUCCUCCGCCAAACUCGCCUUAAACCAAACCCUAACAUCCGCCGCCGCUGCCACCAUCGCGUCAUCCUCCUUUGCGGACGCGUCGUUGUUAAAUCUCGAAUCGGAUUCAUUGGAAGCGAACCAGUCCUUUGAGGAGAAGGCGCAGGCGGCGGCAGAUGUAACUCCGGCGCCGGCGCAGCAGCAGGCAAGCCGAUGCACGACGUGCAGGCGGCGCGUAGGAUUGACAGGGUUCAAGUGUAGGUGUGGGAUGGUGUACUGUGGGACUCACCGGUACCCGGAGCAACACGGGUGUGAAUUUGACUUCAAAGGGAUGGGGAAGGAUCAGAUCGCGAAGGCAAAUCCGGUGGUGAAAGGGGAGAAACUACAGAGGAUCUGAAGGAGGAGAGAGAGAGAGAGGGACAAAAUGGUCUUUUCAGUUUCUUUGGUGUGGGGCCAGCGCGUGGAGUUGACAGCCGCGGGACGGCGUUGGGACUAUUCGCAAAAAAUAUUGAUGGUUGUAUAAAAAUUCAAUAAUAUGAUCUAUAUUUCAAUUUGUUUCCCGUGAAA
This is a messenger RNA of Cucurbita moschata (crookneck pumpkin), 1058 nucleotides long. Its product is annotated as zinc finger A20 and AN1 domain-containing stress-associated protein 3-like. Gene Ontology annotation, molecular function: zinc ion binding; DNA binding. The coding region runs from base 385 to 888 and encodes 167 amino acids. The record is from RefSeq and is a predicted model, not a curated record. NCBI's taxonomy places the organism in Eukaryota, Viridiplantae, Streptophyta, Magnoliopsida, Cucurbitales, Cucurbitaceae. The transcript is spliced from 2 exons.